This is a messenger RNA of Scleropages formosus (Asian bonytongue), 2661 nucleotides long. RefSeq names its product 14-3-3 protein beta/alpha-A. Lineage: Eukaryota; Metazoa; Chordata; Actinopteri; Osteoglossiformes; Osteoglossidae. The record is from RefSeq and is a predicted model, not a curated record. Bases 217 to 951 code for a protein of 244 amino acids. The transcript is spliced from 7 exons.
UCCCGAGCGAGAAGAGACGGAGGACAGAGGUGGCUGUCGUGCAUCGUUUGCAGAUAAAUUUACACAAGAAAUCGUUGUGGGGAGAUUACGAACGAGCAGACGGCUCCGAUGUGAUCUGACGCGGUGGGACUGAUAUUCCCGCGGCCCCGAGACACCAGCGCUUCGUUCGGAAGACCUGGUUAUAGUACUGAUCAGACUACCUGAUACUGUGUGAAGAUGGACAAAAUUGACCUGGUGCAGAAAGCUAAGCUGUCAGAGCAGGCGGAACGCUAUGAUGACAUGGCAUCGGCGAUGAAGGCCGUGACGGAGCAGGGCCACGAGCUUUCCAACGAAGAGCGCAACCUGUUGUCUGUGGCCUACAAGAACGUAGUGGGUGCCCGGCGCUCUUCCUGGCGUGUCAUCUCCAGCAUUGAGCAGAAGACGGAGGGCAGUGAGAAGAAGCAGCAGAUGGCACGCGAGUACCGUGAGAAAAUCGAGACAGAGCUGCAGGAGAUUUGCAAUGAUGUACUGGGUCUUCUUGACAAAUACCUAAUUCCCAACGCAAGCCAGGCAGAAAGCAAGGUCUUCUACCUGAAAAUGAAAGGGGACUACUACAGAUACCUUUCUGAAGUGGCAUCCGGAGACUCCAAGAAGACUACAGUGGACAACUCGCAGAAGGCAUACCAAGAGGCUUUUGAAAUUAGCAAGAAGGAGAUGCAGCCAACACAUCCCAUCAGACUUGGCCUGGCUCUCAACUUCUCUGUGUUCUACUAUGAAAUCCUUGGGUCUCCUGAUCAGGCUUGUACUCUGGCAAAAACGGCAUUUGAUGAAGCAAUCGCUGAACUUGACACUUUGAAUGAGGACUCUUACAAAGACAGCACCCUGAUCAUGCAGCUACUAAGGGACAACCUCACUCUUUGGACAUCGGAAAACCAGGGUGAUGAAGGCGAGGCUGGUGAAGGGGAGAACUAAAGGCUGCACUGUUAUCCGUACCCACUCUAUCUUACACCACUCCUGCAUCCCAGCUCCACCGCCCUGCCAUUCUACUUCUGUAUGACAAACAGCAUGACAUGUACCUGCCCUGUGGAGCACUCUGAGUGGAAAGGGGAAUGUCCAGUCAGUUGGCCCACUUUUUUUUUUUUUUUUUUUUUUUUUUGGGGGGGGAUUUAACACCUCUUUGAGUUGCAAGGCAAUUUAUUUUCAGUGUAUUGGUUUUGUUUCCCAGUCAUCUAUCCAUAUUAAAAUUUUGAAAUGUUUUCCCUGACUGCUUGUGAUUUUUUCACCCCAUUUUGUUAAUUUUUUGUUGUAAUUUCUCAUGGUAUUUGCUGAUUUUAUUAUAAGCUUAUUAAACUGCCAGUUUAUUUUCACCAAACACUGUGAUGCUUAGUUCUGUAUUUUGUUCCUUACAUUUCACUGUUAAAAUUGUUUUUGUAUGUGCCCCUUUUCAUUUUCUCAUCCAGAUAUUUAUCUAAGGUCCCGUUUUAGGGUAACAGUACAAUUCUGCUGUGGAUUCAUACAGAAAAUUCUAAUGAUGUAUUGUGACACUGACUCUGAGUAUGUUGUAUAAUUAUGUUCAUGGUUCAUUUUUCAAAGUGCAGAAAGUAAAGAAUGACCCUGUGUUUUACUAAUCCAUUUCUGUCCACCUGAAACAUUCCAUAAGAAUGUAACAUACCAUGUUUAGCACUUCAACGUUUCUGUAAUUUUCUAUGGACCUUAAACACAGGUGCUGUUUAACAUCAGUAUAAUAUAAAGUUGUCAUGUCUAUAUGCUAAAUUGUAAUUGCAUUUAGAAGUUAAGAUAGAGCUUAAUUUUUCUGGUAGGAAUUCGAAGUAACGUUUUAAACCUACAAGCUGUUUUCAAUUAAUCUAGCUCCUAUUUUUCCUAAAGUCUGGGAUUUUUAAAUGUUGUAUCAGAGCACAGCAGGUUUUUUUUAUUAUUAUUCUAGAUAUCUUGGCAGAGCUUAUCAGAAAAGUUGGCAUAAGCUGUAAAAAAAAUAAAAAUUAAAAAAAUCCACAUUUGUGGUGUAGUUCAGUAUAUUUGAUCAACUUUGCAAGAAAAUGUAACAUUACUAUGAAAAUAGAAUCAAAUACUGCAUUCUGGAUUUUUACAUUGAUGUAAAUCUGACCAGAAGAAGGACUGAGCAGUUCAGUGUCACAAUACUCAACCAUCAUAACAUUCCACAUAGGUGUAGAAGCCAUCUGUAUGUCUUGCUGAAGACAAUGUUCCAUGCACUGAGAAAAAAAAUCCCCUGUUGCUGAACAAACGGCAGUUAAUAUUCUCCGCUUGAUGAAAAUGCAGUAGUGAAUGUGGAACUAAGCCUGUCUGUAUAUCUGGCAUCUCUUCCCUGCUCUGUUUUUACUCACCAGUAUUCUGCCUAAAGAUAGCUUCUGUGACGGUUUAUCACCUAGUGCGCACGUGGUUGUGAAAAUGUAGAGUAGCUUAAAAGAUAAAAAAUGAUGAAAAUUAAGUACAUGGUUACUGACGUAAUUAUAGAUUUGUGUAUGUCUUUUAUGACAGUUCAAGUUUCACCUUAUAUGUAAUAGAAAAGUGUAAAAGAUGAUUUAAAAUAAAACUUUUAUCAGUUCAGCGUUUCUCUGAAAUUCCGUUUUUUUUUUUUUCUUGUUCAGACUGAAAUAAACCAUGUUGGAAAUGUACACACUUGUCGUUUUUCAGUUCGUACAG